Messenger RNA from Cyphellophora attinorum, 537 nucleotides. RefSeq lists its product as uncharacterized. The record is from RefSeq and is a predicted model, not a curated record. Lineage: Eukaryota; Fungi; Ascomycota; Eurotiomycetes; Chaetothyriales; Cyphellophoraceae. The transcript has a single exon. The coding region runs from base 1 to 537 and encodes 178 amino acids.
AUGGCAACAGAAAAGACCCAACCGCAAACAACCACAACCAAAUCCGCCACAGGCCACAUCACAGUCCCCCGGAUCACCAUCCAAUUCUGCACACAAUGCAAAUGGGAUUUAAGGGCUACAUACUACGCAGGCGAGCUCGUGCGCACGUUCUCAACCUCGAUAGGAGAAGUAGCUUUACUGCCAUCUACGUCUGGGACUUUUGUCAUCAAACUCUACCAUCAAGCAUCCAAUGACAAUUCAUCACAUGACACAACGAAUGGCAAUGAGGCGGAGGUGAAAGUUCAGGAAACGACAAUAUGGGAUCGAAAGGUAGAUGGUGGCUUUCCUGAAACAAAGGAGUUGAAGAAUCGGGUUCGCAAUGUGGUUGAGCCUGGCCGAGGGCUGGGUCAUACGGAUCGAGCGCUGAAGAAAGGAAAGGAACAAAAAGCGGAGCAGGAUCACAGAGAGACUUCGAAUGGUGGCGGAAAGGAUGCGGAAGGUAAUGCUGGGAAUGUAAGUGUUGGCGAGCGGCAGGAGGAGUGUGAGGACUGCAGAUAG